Messenger RNA from Hansenula ciferrii, 879 nucleotides. RefSeq lists its product as uncharacterized. The coding region runs from base 1 to 879 and encodes 292 amino acids. The record is from RefSeq and is a predicted model, not a curated record. The transcript has a single exon. Lineage: Eukaryota; Fungi; Ascomycota; Saccharomycetes; Phaffomycetales; Wickerhamomycetaceae.
AUGAAUACCAUUGAAAAAAUUGUUAAAUGUUUGAACUUGAUCAAGCAUUUCCUCAUAAAGAAAAUCAAAACAUGUAUCAAAAGCUUUCCAUGGAAUAUCAUUCUCAAGAUUAAAAGAGUUAUUAGAUUGAUCUUAAAAAUCAUUUUGGCAAUCUUAUGGGAAGUCAAAAAAAUCUUGACUGAGAUUUUAAUCAAACUAUAUUACCUUUUAAGAAAAGUUGAACGCUGGGCAAGAAUCCCAAUAGAACUAAAAAUUUAUAUCAAGCAAGAGAUUUAUGAAACAUUGGGAUAUGCAGACGAAGAUAGAGAGGAAUAUUUGGAGGAAUUAUUCAGGGAACAUGAAGAAGAGAAAGAAAGAGAGAAUUCAAAAGAAUUUAGAAAGCUUAAACCUAUUGAUGAAGAUGGUUUGAGUUAUGCUAUAGGGUCAGGAAACAAGCCUGAUGAUUUAACUAAAUUAUUCACAAAAAAGUUCACAAAGAAAGAGCUUAAAGAGCUAGAUCGUGACUCUUAUAAUCACGAAGUUAUUUAUCAAUUUGGCACAACAAAAACAGAAUCGAACCAAUACGAUAUCAUUCCAAAAGCUGACCCAUUAGUUGUACGUUCUAACGAAGAUGAAGAUAAUAACGAAAUUUCUGACGAGAAUUGGGAUUUCAAUAUAACUGUUCCAUCUGAAUUUAUUGAAAACAUCGUUAAAAAUAUGAGUAUAAAUAUAGAUCUUGAUAUGAAUUCCACCAUUACAACAAACGCAUCAAAUCUUACGCUUAAUUCAUCAACAACAUUCCAUGAAUCAAAAGGAUCAUAUUUUUUGAACAUUAAUGUUUGGUCAUUGAUUACAGUUCCUAUCACAAUUUUGAUUUUCUCUAGACUAUAUACAAUGUGA